Messenger RNA from Nematostella vectensis (starlet sea anemone), 4567 nucleotides. RefSeq lists its product as uncharacterized. The record is from RefSeq and is a predicted model, not a curated record. The coding region runs from base 42 to 3515 and encodes 1157 amino acids. Lineage: Eukaryota; Metazoa; Cnidaria; Anthozoa; Actiniaria; Edwardsiidae. Gene Ontology annotation, biological process: regulation of transcription by RNA polymerase II. The transcript is spliced from 12 exons. Gene Ontology annotation, molecular function: DNA-binding transcription factor activity, RNA polymerase II-specific; RNA polymerase II cis-regulatory region sequence-specific DNA binding. Gene Ontology annotation, cellular component: nucleus; transcription regulator complex; PcG protein complex.
GCGCGCAGAGCUUGCCGGUCUCUUGUAGUCGGGGCGUCAAGAUGGAGUCUCAGGGGCAGCCAUGUUUGACGGGGCUCCCAGAAGCCGGUACAGGGGCAGAAGAGAACACGUUAGACCGCGAAAAUGAAACAGAGGAGGACAAGAAAGAGGCACAGGAACCAGUUGUUGACGAGAGCUUUUUGCCUCCAAAGAAGAGAAGAAAAGGAAGCGGGGGUGAGGUGGUCUGGGACCCAUCAUGUUAUGGGUCUAAACCAUGUGAGAAGAAGCACUUUGAGGGGGGCCAGUCUACACCAUCAGACUCUCAGAAUGUCCAGGCAGAGAUAAGAGCUGGUUCAUCAUUAUGCACAGAGCAGGAAAUAUGUGGCAUUACACACCAACAACAGAAUCAUCUUGGAGAUGAUCACUGUGGAAUAAAUGUCAUAAGAGACGAAGAGCAACAUUUAUUAUCCACACAACAAGAAGACAUCUCAUCAGAGAUGCAGCAUGUAGCCACUCAAAAAGUCACCAUCUCACCAGAUCAGCGUAAAGGUGACAGAGUGAUAAAACCUGAACGUGCUGAAACUCAAUCCGGGAGGUUGCUAGGAGACAGUGAUGAUACUGACAGACCAGCAGAUAAUAUGUUGACCGUCAAUAGAUCAAAUUGGCAGGCAAACAACUUCAAUACACAACCUCUUAUUUUGCACAUUGGCCCUGAGCAACAACUAGUGCAAGGUGAGGAUGCUACUGGAGAUAAUCUUGAAUCCUGUCAAGCCAGAGAGGAUUGUACAGAUUUACAAAGUCAGCACGAUGAGAGGCAAGAGUGGGAUUCUCCAAUGCAAGAGGAUCAAUUCCAGUCCCAGCCGGACAAUGCUGUUGGCUUGAGUUAUGCGUUUGAGGGACUAGAAGGCCAAGAUGUGCAGCAUCUAGAGUCGGAUCAUCAAGGUCGACCGCUGACCAUGAAGCUAGACCUGGACCAGCUACAACUUUUAAAUGUGGGGGCAGUUGAAUACAUGGAGACAUUGCCAACAACCCUGGUGACAUCGCCAGAUGGGGAUAAGACUGCCCUUGCUGCUUGUGAACAGCAUUCAGAUUCAGAUUGCAAGAAUGACAAAGUAGCACCUAAGCAGCAAACUAUCCUCUUCCAUACAGGCCAGGCUGGCAAGGCCGGGGAGGGAAUCUCCAUUCAGGUUUACCCUCAGACCCAGGGCAUCUCCCUUGUAACAUCUACAGGGAUCCAAAUAGCAGAAAUGGGCUCAUUCUCCACCCACGUACCAGCAAUACUAACAGAGGGCGAUGCAGACGAAUCAGAGAUACCUUCCACUUUAACAGAGCAAUUCCAUGUGGUGACGACAAGCUCUGCCCUGGCUAGCCAGACAACAGCAGGCGAGUCUCUUGGUGCCAUGAUGCAAGGAGGGGAAUUGGGUCGGGGCAUGGUACUGACGGACCAUCAGCAAGUCCUAAUUAGUGGGAUGAUAGUGCCAGGAAUGGCACCUGGUCAAGCUGUCCACAUCAGUCUACCACAGACAGCCCAAACAGUGGUUGAUGGACAGAUUGAGAUGGCACAGAGUUCAGAUGAUGCAACAUUGAGUCAGGAAGGCAACAGUGGCAGUGGUAAAGUCCAUGUUUGCCCUCAUCCCGACUGCAAGAAAGUGUGUCAAAGAGCCCAUAGACUCAAGCUACACAUGCUCUCACAUACAGGUGAACGGCCAUAUAAGUGUCCUCAUGAAGGCUGUGAAUGGGCCUUCACAACAGCGUACAAGCUCAAGCGCCAUGAGCGAGGUCAUACUGGCGAGAGACCUUUUCCGUGUCCUGAGAAAGGCUGCGGCAGGCGAUUUACUACUGCGUACAACCUUAAGACUCACAUCCGCGCACACAGACGAACUAACUCUAUCGCGUGUAACUACGAGGGUUGUGAUAAAGCCUUUCCUACCCUGCACAAGUUACGAGUACAUGAGCGCAAACAUGAGCUGCAAGACAAGCCGUAUAAGUGUGAGGUUGAAGGUUGUGGUAAGGUGUUCGCGGCCAUGGGUGUCUUGACGUCACACCUCAAAAGCCAUAGCGGCGAGAGACCUCACGGUUGCCCUGUGGAAGGUUGUGAGAAACGCUUCACCAAGGCAUCCAAGCUGAAACUGCACAUUCGCUCGCACACAGGAGAGCGACCUUUCAGCUGUGACGAGGAGGGUUGUGGCUGGUCUUUCACGAGUGCCUAUAAGCUCAAACGUCACAAGCGUAAACAUACGGGCGAGCGGCCUUUUGUUUGCUCGUGGGAAGGCUGCCACAAAUCGUUCACUCGCUCCAGCCAUCUUAAGACUCACGUCCUGGUUCACACCGGAGAGAAGCCGUAUGUGUGCCCCGCAGAUGGCUGCGGCAAAGCGUUCACUGCAGGCAGCAGCCUGAAUAUCCACCUGCGCAAGCACACUGGUGAGAAACCAUACCGGUGUGAGGAAUCGAGCUGCAACAAGGCCUACACCACUGCAGCGAACCUGCGCGCACACCAGAAACGGCACGAGAAACCCAGUCCUGCGACAUCCAGUAAGAAGACCGCUGAUCCAACAACAAGCACUUUUGACUCAGGGGCCGAGACUCUUCAUACGGACUAUGCGACUGCCAGUAGCGCAGGCUCACUUGUGGACAGCGAUAUCAGCGCUUUCCCGCCAGAAGAGUUCAGCACCACAGAAACCGGGUCCCUGUCAGCGGUCAGCGGUCAUUUCUCAUCGAGCAUUUUUGUGAACUCUACAGGGCAACCGUUACCAACGAUCAGCACAUCAUCCCACGAACCCGUGAACAGCACGAGAAUUUCAACUCCCAAUAAAAUUACCUCGGACAACACCAUCAUCAUACCCGUGUCCAGUUUUCAGUCUGGGGUGGACCACCAUGUCGGAUCGAUUGAUGUGACAGAGUUUGUAGUACGUAGCGAGCCCGCACUGCACUCUCCAGGAGUCAGCAGUAGUGUGUCAGAUAAGCAUGCGGGCGGUUUUGAUCUGUCCAUAAGUAGCAUGGUCAGCCACUUGCGAUGCCACCCCUCUCCCGACGGGAAACUGGUAACGAGUGACGUGCUUUCCGUACCUCACAAUGGGACCGAGGCUAUUCAGUUCCCAGUCCCAUCGCGUGCUAUAGAGUUCAGGAAUCCCGUGAACCCUGAGGACCAAUUUGCUCCGCCAGCCGUCAUAUUUCAGGAGGACAGCAUUAAGUCCGGUUCCUCAGACGCAGAAGGCGACAGCAACCAAACCUCUACCGACUUACCCUCCCCCUCAACGGCAAACACCAUGCAAAUCACCCUCCCGCAUGACGUCAUACAGAUUCACUUUACCCAGCCCUCUGCGGGGGCUCCUCAUGGCACGGAGAUGGACGUAGAGACUGGUACGAGGAGCCAUCAGCUUCAGGCGUUCGGUUCGCCAUCACUAACAGAUAUCCCGGAUGGGAUGAGUAAGCCUGGACUCGACUCGUACAUGGACGAUCAGAUGUCUCCGGACCAGGAGGACACUAACGCGGACAGUUAUCCCGAGAGUACGAUAAACUUACAGGAUCUUAGAUAACAAUAACUUGCUCACAAGGGAUAACAGCCAUGGGAUAACAAGUGAUAACAGCCAUGGGAUAACAAGAAAUAACAGCCAUGGGAUAACAAGGGAUAACAACGUGCUCACAAGGGAUAACAGCCAUGGGAUAACAAGGGAUAACAGUCACGUGCUCACAAGGGGUAACAGCCAUGAGAUAACAAGGGAUAACAGCCAUGGGAUAAGAAAUAACAGCCAUGGGAUAACAAGGGAUAACAGUAACGUGCUCACAAGGGAUAACAGCCAUGGGAUAACAAGGGAUAACAGCCAUGGGAUAACAAGGGAUAACAACGUGCUCACAAGGGAUAACAGCCAUGGGAUAACAUGGGAUAACAGUCACGUGCUCACAAGGGAUAACAGCCAUGAGAUAACAGCCAUGGGAUAAGAAAUAACAGCCAUAUGAUAACAAGGGAUAACAGUAACGUGCUCACAGGGGAUAACAGCCAUGGGAUAACAAGGGAUAACAGUAACGUGCUCACAAGGGAUAAGAGCCAUGGGAUAACAAGGGAUAACAGCCAUGGGCUAACAAGGGAUGACAGCCAUGGGCUAACAAGGGAUGACAGCCAUGGGCUAAAAAUGGAUAACAGUCAUGGGGUUAACAAUGGAUGACAGCCAUGGGCUAACAAGAGAUAUCAGCCAUGGGCUAACAAUGGAUUAAAACUGCUAUGAUAACAGCUAUGAUAACAUAGACUAACAAGGGCAGUAAUGAGAUAACAAGGGAUAACAGCCAAAGUGAUAACAGCUAUGGGCUGAUGGGGGUUACUGAUAUGGACUGUUAUCUACAAAUUACAGCACCUUCCAUCAGGAGGUUGCUUAUUGGACAAUACUGUCAACAGACAAAAGUGGAUCGCAGGCGAAAGCGUAGGGGAGUCUUGACAUAACAGCUGGCCAAUAAAGUUUUCGGGGAAUUAAUGCAAAUGCAUGGAAAUGAAGAUAAAACAUUCGUCAAUCAAUCGAUCCACAAAGUUAGAAUUCUCCAUUACUCUCUGAAUAAUUGUAAAUAAUCGUGAAAAAAAGUAAACGAAUACGAGACA